GUUUGGCAUGAUAUUUCUUGACUAAUUUUUUUCCCCUCAUGUUAUCUCUGCCUCUUAUUAUCCUGAUACCAGGUUCUCCUCCCCUGAUCGCCAAUUGCUCGAGUUUGCAUUUUCUACAAUGGCCACCCUACAGAAGUCUGUGAGCACUUCCCUUGUGGGGACUCUGGUUGCUGGCUGCCUCCUGCUCAUUGCCCUUUCAGUUCAGGAAGGGGCAGCUGUGCCCAUCAGCUCCCACUGCAGGCUCGACAAGGCGAACUUCCAGCAGCCCUAUAUCACCAACCGCACCUUCAUGCUGGCUAAGGAGGCCAGUUUGGCAGAUAACAACACUGAUGUUCGUCUCACUGGGGAGAAACUGUUCCACGGAGUCCAUAUGAGUGAGCGCUGCUAUCUGAUGAAACAGGUGCUGAACUUCACUCUUGAAGAAGUGCUGCUUCCCCAGUCCGAUAGAUUCCAGCCCUAUAUGCAGGAGGUGGUGCCCUUCCUGGACAGACUCAGCAACAAGCUAAGCCAAUGCCACAUUCAGGGUGAUGACCAGCAUAUCCAGAGAAAUGUGCAAAAGCUGAAGGACACAGUGAAAAAGCUUGGAGAGAGUGGAGAGAUUAAAGCAAUUGGAGAACUGGGUUUGCUGUUCAUGGCCCUGAGGAAUGCCUGUGUUUGACCAGAGCAAAACUGGAAAAUGAGUGACCAACACUUUUUGCCUGUUAGAAACAACAAUAAGAUGC
Molecule: messenger RNA, 722 nt
Organism: Trichechus manatus latirostris (Florida manatee)
Lineage: Eukaryota; Metazoa; Chordata; Mammalia; Sirenia; Trichechidae
Product: interleukin-22
Exons: 5
Coding region: 119-658 (179 amino acids)
Cellular component (GO): extracellular region
Source: RefSeq, a predicted model, not a curated record